AGCAAAUAAAAAAGUGAUAGUGCAGAAGGAAGGGAAAAAUCUUGAUACUCUCUGUCGUAUAUUGCUGUCUGUGACAAAAAGUGACGAAAAGCACAGACUGUACCGAAAAAAGUUUUCAUUUUUACUGAUUUUCCCUAAGGUUAUUGUUUUAGUCUUUCCAAGAACGCAGUUUGAAUUUCGUGAGUGUCGUUCUCCUAGUCAGUUGUCGGAAAAUUGAUGGAAGAGAAAAGGGUGUAAACAGAAGGAAUAGUUUUCAAGGGUCAAAUCCAGCAGAAAAAAAGUUUGUCAUAUUGAGUGUAUAAGGAGGAAAUCGAAAAUUGGCUUUUCCUUGGUGGAGGAUAUCCAGGUGGUCUACACGGUGCACACUAGCGAUCGAAAAUGUUAGCGCUAAUCAAUCGGAUUCUGGACUGGUUCAAAAGUCUGUUUUGGAAGGAGGAAAUGGAACUGACACUGGUCGGAUUGCAGUACUCCGGGAAGACAACCUUUGUUAACGUUAUCGCCUCCGGUCACUUCUGCGAGGAUAUGAUCCCAACGGUUGGCUUCAACAUGCGUAAGGUGACCAAAGGCAACGUCACAAUCAAAGUGUGGGACAUCGGAGGCCAACCUCGAUUCCGAUCGAUGUGGGAGCGAUACUGCCGCGGGGUCAAUGCCAUUGUCUAUAUGGUUGAUGCGGCGGAUUUGGAUAAGAUGGAAGCUUCCAGGAAUGAGUUGCAUUCGCUGCUGGAUAAGCCCCAGCUGAUGGGCAUUCCGGUUCUAGUGCUAGGCAACAAGCGGGAUAUCCCUGGCGCCCUCGAUGAGACUGGUUUGAUCGAGAGAAUGAAUCUUUCCAGCAUACAGGAUCGGGAAAUUUGUUGCUACAGCAUUUCCUGCAAAGAGAAGGACAAUAUCGACAUAACGCUGCAGUGGCUCAUCGCCCACUCCAAGAGCCAAAGUCGUUAAGUGCAGUGCAGCGGGGGCAGUGUUAUCGCGGUCGUUGGCCGGGGAACCUAGCCUGGUCGAGUAAAGCAUAUGAUAUGAUAAGAAUGUACGGUUAUAUACAAAUACACAUACAACAACAACAACAAAAAAAACAACAAGAUCCACAUACAUCAUACCCACACAUCCGUGGAGUCGUCGCCAAUGAGUAGAAAACGGAGAGCAGGAGGAGGAGAAGGAAAACGUCGACUGUUACCGGGUUUUCGAAGGCAUCAUUCGGUACCGAAUCUCAGUGUGAUGUGAUAUUCUCAUAAUAAUUCUGUAAGUAGAGCCUAACCGAAUUUCGAGUGUAUCGGGACGCGCAGGAUGCUUCUCGGUUACAGAACGAACGAACGAAACGUUAAUCAAGGAACAGCAAUGGGGGCCAUCAUCAUAACGUCGGAAGCAGCCGUUGAGCGGAAGUGGCCCAUGAGUAUGAAUGUGUGAAUUCGUGUCAGUUGUUGCAGUUCAGUAUUGGAGCGGAUUCUAAUUUACACACUAUAAAGAUUCAAAUAGUUUGCCAGGAUGGUAUAUCAAAUCAAUCAUGAUAUCAAGAUAUCCAGCGAUACGAAACGCCAAAAGUCUCAUUAGAAACAGUUGAUUCACUUUGAACGAAUUGUUAGCUUUCCAGCGAGGAAUAACACCUUUGUGCACACGAACUAUCCUAAGCAGAAAAAAUAGAUUUGGCUUUUAGUAAAACCGUUGUUAUUGGUAUGUAUGAGGUAUUAGGAAUGCGUUGACACUCGUUUCACAGUGCUCAGUUUUAGUUCAUAUUUUUUACCACCUUUGAAUAUAUAUUUUAAAACACUAGAAACAUUCGGUUUUAAUCUGUAAAUUGGUUUCUUGGGAUUUACUCUAAUUUUUAUUAUGCAAUAUCAUAUGUGAGUGCUAAGAGUGAUGAUGAUUGAGUGAGCGAAUUGAUCCUAAAUCGAUUGAUAGUAAAAAUAACCAAAUUGAAACAAAAACAGUUGAAAAUUUUCAGAUAACAAUAAUAACAAACUUUAAUAUAGCGCUACUGAUAUUUUAAAUGUUAUGAGGUAAUUAGAAAACAAGGAACGAACCAAUUAUUGUUCUACAAAUUUGAUAGAUUUUUAUUUUACUUUUCAUAUAUAUCGUCUCGAAUCGUCCAAUCAACUUUUGUUCGUAGGAUUGGUUCGAGGAAUUUCACCUUUUUAUGUUCGUUGCCAUUGUUGAACGUCUUUUCUAUCGACACCGAUUUCCCAAUACCUCCCUGCACACAUACUUUCUGUUUCCGAAUGUAGAAACAACUUUUAUGCGUUAGAUUUCUAGACGGUUGCUAGACAGGAUCGUCCCGGGUUUUAAUUAACGUUGAUGCUUGCGCAAGGUUUGUCGCGAAUAAAUUAAUCAUUAUGACAAGAAGGUAUAGAAAUAUAGUUAGUAGAUGAGCAAGGGCAACUGAAAUAUAUAAGAUUGAGUAUGAUUAACGAUAAAUUGAUUACUAAAACCCUAUACUUGUAUAUAAUGACAAACAUAUGAUAAUAAUAAAACACAUAUGACUAUCUAGA
Toxorhynchites rutilus septentrionalis is the source of this 2480-nucleotide messenger RNA. It is a transcript of the gene Arl8, whose product is annotated as ADP-ribosylation factor-like protein 8. Gene Ontology annotation, biological process: anterograde axonal transport; protein transport. Bases 379 to 939 code for a protein of 186 amino acids. Gene Ontology annotation, cellular component: lysosomal membrane. Gene Ontology annotation, molecular function: GTP binding; GTPase activity. NCBI's taxonomy places the organism in Eukaryota, Metazoa, Arthropoda, Insecta, Diptera, Culicidae. The transcript has 4 exons. The record is from RefSeq and is a predicted model, not a curated record.